Molecule: messenger RNA, 830 nt
Organism: Saccoglossus kowalevskii
Lineage: Eukaryota; Metazoa; Hemichordata; Enteropneusta; Harrimaniidae
Product: dehydrogenase/reductase SDR family member 11-like
Source: RefSeq, a predicted model, not a curated record
CAAGCACUGCUGAUUGCAAUAUGGAACGCUGGGCUGGUCGUGUAGCGCUGGUAACUGGUGCGUCGUCAGGUGUCGGGGCAGAAACGGCUAAAGUUCUUGCUGAGAAUGGUAUGUGUGUGGUUGGUUGCGGUAGGAAUGUUACCGCCAUACAGGAAUUAGCUGACAAAUUGAAAUCACGUUCUGCCAAAGGUGUUCUCCAUCCCAUGAAAUGUGACCUUCGGAGCGAGAAACAAAUACUGAACAUGUUUGAGGAAAUAAAAAACAAACAUGGUGGUGUCGACGUUUGUGUUAAUUCUGCUGGUAUGUCUCAUGUAGCUCCAUUGCUGUCUGGUGAGACAGAGAAAUGGAGAGAAAUAAUCGACGUGAAUGUUAUGGCAUUGUGUAUUUGUACCAGAGAGGCAUUCAAACAAAUGAUAGAACGCAAUGUGGAUGACGGACAUAUCAUACAUAUAAACAGCACUUCUGGACACCGUGUUGCAAUGGGAGACUAUGACCUUAACCUUUAUGUCGGUACAAAGCACAUGGUGACCGGUUUAACUGAGGGAUUACGUCAGGAGUUACGAGGGUUGAAGUCUCAUAUUAGAGUUACUGCUAUAUCCCCGGGAAAUGUAAACACCAUGUUUGCUAACAGAAUGUACGGAGACGAAAUUGCCGAGAAAAUGAAAUCAGAAUAUAAGGUUAUCAUAUACAUUAUAAAAAUAUCUGUAACUAAACAUAAAGCAUGCAAGUUUGCCUUGUUGGAAUCUUCUGACAUCGCUGACAUGGUGAAAUAUGUACUACAGUCACCUCCCCAUGUACAGGUACACGCUUUUGAAUUCACAUUUGGUUGA